This is a messenger RNA of Melanaphis sacchari, 855 nucleotides long. RefSeq lists its product as uncharacterized. The record is from RefSeq and is a predicted model, not a curated record. The transcript is spliced from 5 exons. Bases 52 to 846 code for a protein of 264 amino acids. Lineage: Eukaryota; Metazoa; Arthropoda; Insecta; Hemiptera; Aphididae.
GAAAACUAUGAAGAUCCGUCACUAGAUGAAGAAAAAUCACGAAUCCUGAAAAUGUUAUUUGGCAAUACAUGUCCUCCAUUUGGAAUAGAUGUAAACUUUGAAAUUGCUACGAUACAAAGUACAACAAAAAUGUUCGGAUGCGCCAACUUGCAACGUAAUAUGAAUAUAAGCUGUAGUCCUAUAUUUAAUUUAUGGCUUGAGCGUCCAAUGAAAACCAUCGCACAUAGUCAUUGUAAAGAUGUAAAAAAUAUGGACCACUUUGUAUUUGAGUGUUUAUCAAAAAGGGAACCGACUAAAAAGGAAGAGAUUGCUAAAGGCUGGCAUUAUAUAACAUUGAUGGAACAUGCUAAUCCAAACACCACAAAUCAAGAUAUAAAUCAAAUGGUCUACAGAUGUGCCGUGUACGAUGUGAAUGACGCCCCUGCCGAGGGAGUAAAAAUAAUAAGGAUGGCGAUCAGCGCGCCAAACAUAGGACAACUGCACCAAAGACAGUGCGAAAGUCUUUCAAAAACUAUGGGAAAGGAUGAUCUACCACACAUUCCCGAAGGACGACGAACUUGGCCUGAUAGGUCAAUGUAUUUGUAUAUGUUGGGAAAACCGCCCUUAAUCGGACCUCCUAGAAAAUACGGGGAUAUCGUUAAGUACCCUACCAGUCGCCCGAUGAAAACAACUACAACCAUACCAAUUACAACAACAGAAAUCAUAACUACUACAAGAUCCAAUAGUUUUAUCCAAUACCAAACAAGGCGUUAUCCACCAAUAUUUACACCGUAUAUUAGAACUACUCCAAAAUCAACCUUUUUUGACUACCUAGCUAUGUUAACUGCUCAUCGUCACAACCCUUAGAAAAAAACA